CAUCUGUUUAUGUUGUGUGUUGUGGGUGCUAGGUCGUUGGUAUCACCCUACAGUGAUAAUUCGUUUUUAGAUCUGAAAUCUUAGAUCUUAGAUGAGUGUGUAAUUUUGGUCUCAUGCUUUGAAAUAAAUUUCAUCAAGGUUAAAGACAAUUAUUUCGCCAAAGUGUACUGUGGAGAGUCAAUUGUUUCUCAAGCUGAAAAGAAGGAUUUUAACUUGGUGCGUAGCACUUCCGGAUUUAAGUGAAAAUGGUUUUAGAGUAUCUUCUGACUCCGGCCGGGGUAGCCGGCAUAGUCGGUGCGUUGUAUUUAAUACGAAAGUAUCGCGAGUAUACAUGGGGUUGGGUUAGGAACAAGUAUUCCCUGAAGGACAAAAUAUACAUUAUCACGGGGGCAAAUUCUGGUCUUGGUUUCCAGACCGCUCGGGCUUUAGCCAAAAGGGGUGCUACCGUUGUCAUUUGCUGCAGGAGUAUGGACCGAGCAAAUCAAGCCAUCGAGAAGAUCCAGGCCGAAACAAGCGAGGGACGUUUGGUUGCCUUGCAAUUGGAUUUAGGAUCCUUCGCAUCGAUUCGCGAAUGUGCAUCACAAAUAAAAACGCAUUUCCCGCAAUUUGAUUGCCUUAUCAACAACGCGGGAGUUAGUGUUAAGUCGAAGCAAUUCACCAAAGAAAAUUACGAAGUUCACUUCGGUGUCAACCAUUUGGGACACUUCCUAUUAUUCAAACUGCUCGAAGACAACAUUAGGCAGAACAACAGUCGCAUUGUUGUCGUCUCGUCCCUUCUCCAUCAGGAAGGCGUCAUUGAUUUCGAAAAACUCGGAAAGUGCGAUGAUAGCCGCCAAAGUAAAUACGUGAACCCUUUGUAUUCCGAUUCGAAGCUAAUGAACUUCUACUUUGCUCGCGAAUUGUAUAAAAAGGGUUUUGAUGUGCACAUACUUUGCCCUGGUUUCUGCUACACAGAUUUGGUCACAAAUCACACUUUCAAAUGGUAUCAGCUUGCCGCCAUGUCACCAGUGAUUUUCUUUAUAAUGCGCUCAGCGGAACAAGGUGCCCAAAAUAUAAUUCACGCGGCUACUGAUAAUAAGAAGGACGAAAAAAAGAAUCCAUUCACGGGUUACUUAAUCAACAAUUUAGAGAUGACCAAAUCAAAGCACAAUUUCCAGGAAGAAAUAGGCGAGAGAUUGUGGGAAGAGAGCUUGAAGAUGUGUGAGCUGAAGUAAGCUGCCGCGGAAGAGCAUUGGUGGAGGACAUCAAAGCUUUGAACAAACGAUUGAAGUGGGAACUUAUGCAUCAGAAUUCAGAAUGAAAAUUUUAAUAAAUUUUAGUAUUUUCAAA
Hermetia illucens (black soldier fly) is the source of this 1329-nucleotide messenger RNA. RefSeq names its product retinol dehydrogenase 13-like. NCBI's taxonomy places the organism in Eukaryota, Metazoa, Arthropoda, Insecta, Diptera, Stratiomyidae. The coding region runs from base 246 to 1214 and encodes 322 amino acids. The transcript is spliced from 2 exons. The record is from RefSeq and is a predicted model, not a curated record.